AAAAGAUUGAACUGCUAAACCGGAUAUUACGGCGAGCGAGGGGUCAACAGUUCUCUCUCACAGCCAUCUUGGAUAUACCAUCUGAGUCGCUACCAUGCCAGGCGAAGCAACAGAAACGGUCCCAGUCACCGAGCAGGAGAUGCAGCAGCCUCAAGUUGAGACUGCAACACCUCCUGCCCAAGCUGCCACCCAGAAACCCAAGGCUGCUGGUGGCAAUGUUAAGGCCAAAGGCAAAGAUGCCAAGAGUGGGUCGAGUGCCACUGCCCCAAAGGCUGUCCCUGGCAGAAGAAAACGAUCCUCAAUGUCUGCCUCUUCUGCAUCUCCUACUUCCCCAAAGAAUACUCCUUCCUCAACCCCACGCUCCCCUGUAGCAUCUCCUCUAGCCUCUUCUAUUGAUUCAUCUAAAACCCCAAAGGUUGUUAAGGCUGGUAAACAAGGAAAACCUAAAAAAGGGGAAGCCUUUGGGUCGCCUUCAGUCCCUGCACCUGUGGAAUCUAAGGCAGCUCCUGCAGAGAUUAAGCCAGUAGACCCUAAGCCAGACUUGGUUGAAGUGAAGGCUAAACCUACUUUUGCUCAUCCUCAAACGGCCUCACCAAGCCUCACCAAGCCUGCUUCCGCCCCUGUUGCCUUUAAGGUGACCUCAAAGCCUGCAGCAUCAGCCCCAGUUUCAUUUUCAGAUACUCUUGAGUCCGGCACCUCCAAAGCACUAGUUGAAAAUAAAACCGCCCUACCUCAAGCAGCCCCGGUUACUCCAGUAACUGAUGAGGAUCUCCCACCCCUCAUCCCACCAGAAAAGCCAGUCAGUAUGCCAGCUGCUCCUCUAGAAGCCGUGAAACCAACACCCAAGGCGGAGGCUGUGACUCCUUUACCCAAGGCAGAAGCUGCCAAGCCAGCACCCAAGUUGGAGGCAGCCAAGGUGGAGGCUACCAUGGUGGAGGCCCCCAAGGUAGAGGCUGCCAUUCCGGCACUCAAGGUAGAGGCUGCCAUUCCGGCACUCAAGGUAGAGGCUGCCAUUCCGGCACUCAAGGUAGAGGCUGCCAUUCCGGCACUCAAGGUAGAGGCUGCCAAGGUGGAGGCUGCCAAGGCGGAGGCUGCCAAGGUAGAGGCUGCCAAGGUAGAGGCUGCCAAGGUAGAGGCAGCCAAGGUGGAGGCUGCCAAGGUAGAGGCUGCCAAGGUGGAGGCUGCCAAGGUGGAGGCUGCCAAGGUGGAGGCUGCCAAGGUGGAGGCUGCCAAGGUGGAGGCUGCCAAGGUGGAGGCUGCCAAGGUGGAGGCUGCCAAGGUAGAGGCUGCCAAGGUAGAGGCUGCCAAGGUAGAGGCUGCCAAGGUAGAGGCUGCCAAGGUGGAGGCUGCCAAGGUGGAGGCACACAAGGUAGAGGCUGCCAAGGUGGAGGCUGCCAAGGUGGAGGCUGCCAAGGUGGAGGCACACAAGGUAGAGGCUGCCAUUCCGGCCCCCAAGGUAGAGGCUGCCAUUCCGUCCCCCAAGGUAGAGGCUAGAAAGGUGGAGGUACCUGAGGUAGUGGCUGCCAAGGUGGCGGAUGUCAAGCCAGCUCCAAAGGUAGAGGCACCCAAGGUGGAGGAUGCCAAGCCAGUUCCAAAGGUAGAGGCUGCCAAGGUGGAGGAUGCCAAGCCAGCGCCCAAGGUAGAGGCUGCCAAGGUGGAGGAUGCCAAGCCAGCGCCCAAGGUAGAGGCUCCCAAGGUGGAGGAUGCCAAGCCAGCGCCCAAGGUAGAGGCUCCCAAGGUGGAGGAUGCCAAGCCAGCGCCCAAGGUAGAGGCUCCCAAGGUGGAGGAUAACAAGCCAGCGCCCAAGGUAGAGGCUCCCAAGGUGGAGGCACCCAAGGAGAAGAGUCCCAUGCCCCGUAAACUUACGUUUGCUGAGGCUGUUGCAAAACCUGUUGUUAAACCUGAAGUUGAGAUUAUCAGUCAACCCCCUUGUGAAUCUGAAUCAACCCCAAAAUCUGCCCCUUCAACUGCUAAAACCUCAGCCAAGGCGGUGCCUGUGAUGAAGAACGACAAGGGAUCUGGCACAGAGUCCGACAGUGAUGAGUCGGUACCUGACUUGGAGGAACAGGACUCUGCACAGACACAGACGCAGCAGGCCCAGCUUGCAGCUGCUGCCGAAAUUGACGAAGAACCAGUCAGCAAAGCCAAACAGAGCCGCAGUGAAAAGAAAGCACGAAAGGCAAUGUCAAAGCUUGGUCUGAGGCAGGUAACUGGUGUCACCAGAGUGACCAUUCGCAAGUCCAAGAACAUCUUGUUUGUCAUUACCAAACCAGACGUUUACAAGAGUCCUGCAUCAGACACCUACAUCGUCUUCGGUGAAGCUAAGAUUGAGGAUCUCUCUCAACAAGCUCAGCUGGCCGCUGCUGAAAAGUUCAAGGUACAGGGAGAAGCUGUUUCAAACAUCCAGGAGAACACACAGACGCCAACAGUACAGGAGGAGAGUGAAGAGGAAGAGGUUGACGAGACUGGCGUGGAGGUCAAGGACAUUGAACUUGUCAUGUCGCAAGCCAACGUCUCUCGGGCUAAGGCUGUACGGGCCCUGAAAAACAACAACAACGACAUUGUCAAUGCUAUUAUGGAGUUGACAAUGUAAUCGGAACGCUCGGGGCAAAGUGGUCAAUAAAGGUUGCUGAUUUACUCUACACUUGUUUGUACAAUUUAUACCCAAGAUGGAAAUAAAGUUGUGGCUUGAUAAAAUGAAA
Molecule: messenger RNA, 2702 nt
Organism: Gadus morhua (Atlantic cod)
Lineage: Eukaryota; Metazoa; Chordata; Actinopteri; Gadiformes; Gadidae
Gene: naca
Product: nascent polypeptide associated complex subunit alpha
Exons: 9
Coding region: 95-2593 (832 amino acids)
Cellular component (GO): nascent polypeptide-associated complex
Source: RefSeq, a predicted model, not a curated record